AGUAAGCCGCCUAGUCAAGGAUGAUGUUCUAAAAGGGAUGUUGUCUCUCACUAUAAAUAUAUGGCUUCAUGAGCUCAGAUUGGAGUUAAGGAUUCAACAGCUUUUUUUUGUCAAGAUCAACAACUGGAUCGUGUGUAUACUCAGAGCAAAAGAAAUAUGAUGAUGGAAAGCAGCUUAGGGGACGUGUUAUUGAAGGUGGCGAUGUUUGUCAUAGUCCAAGGAUUGGUCUAUCUCAUCCUUUCAAAAUCAUCCAAUAUUUUCUCCAAGACAAAUGAUAAGAGAUCAUCUAGCUUCAAGACAGCUCGCUCUGUUAGCAUUCGACGGAUUCUUGCUGUUCUACAAGACUUGCCUCCUGGUGGUGAGUUGUCUCCAGCUUCUUCAAAGAGCACGCAAGUGCAAUCCCCUACCGUUGAGAAGUCUAAAGAUCGAAGGUGAUGUAUAGCUAACGGAUUAUGGCUAGCUAGCUCCGCGCGCGCGCGCGCGCAGUGGGUUUAGAUCAAAAUAUAUAUGUUGUGACUACAUACAGCUAGAAGUGAUUUAAUUAGUUGGGCAAAAUUGUGUUUAAGAUGUAGUAUGUAUGAGCGGAUUUGAGUGAUUCUUUAAUUUUUUUGGUUCAUUUUCCAGUAUUGUAUUGAUGUUCAUAUCUGAAGUUGAAAUUAGUUAAUUUGGUAAAGAAUAUAUAGUUUAAGCUA
This is a messenger RNA of Populus nigra (black poplar), 692 nucleotides long. RefSeq lists its product as uncharacterized. Bases 157 to 435 code for a protein of 92 amino acids. The transcript has a single exon. NCBI's taxonomy places the organism in Eukaryota, Viridiplantae, Streptophyta, Magnoliopsida, Malpighiales, Salicaceae. The record is from RefSeq and is a predicted model, not a curated record.